Rhipicephalus microplus (southern cattle tick) is the source of this 1325-nucleotide messenger RNA. It is a transcript of the gene RnrS, whose product is annotated as ribonucleoside-diphosphate reductase subunit M2. Gene Ontology annotation, biological process: deoxyribonucleotide biosynthetic process. Gene Ontology annotation, cellular component: cytosol. Lineage: Eukaryota; Metazoa; Arthropoda; Arachnida; Ixodida; Ixodidae. Gene Ontology annotation, molecular function: ribonucleoside-diphosphate reductase activity, thioredoxin disulfide as acceptor. The record is from RefSeq and is a predicted model, not a curated record.
GCUGAUCAGAGAGCUGCUUUCCUUGGCGCCAAGACGCAGUUGCGCGCGUUUUCUGCUAUCGUACGGAAGGGCCAGUGAAACUGCUCCGGUGAAAAUGUCUCUUUCGACGCGGGACAUGAAUGUGAUCAACAACCUGAAAAUCUCAAUCCGGGACAAAGAAAACCAGCUGCCCGACGACAGCGGAAAAGUUGAAAAGAAGGUCCCACAGCAGCAAGUUGCGCGGCGGUCGACGAGCGUGGAAGACGAGCCUCUGCUACGCGAGAACCCACGUCGUUUCGUGGUGUUCCCCAUCCAGUACGAGGACAUAUGGCGCAUGUACAAGAAGGCCGAGGCCUCCUUUUGGACCGUCGAGGAAGUGGACCUGGCCAAAGACCUGCCGCACUGGGAAGCGCUCAAGCCCGAGGAGAGGCACUUCGUCUCGCACAUCCUCGCCUUCUUUGCCGCCAGCGACGGCAUCGUCAACGAGAACCUGGUGGAGCGCUUUAGCCAGGAAGUGCAGGUUACAGAGGCACGGUGCUUCUAUGGCUUCCAGAUGGCCAUCGAGAAUGUUCACUCUGAAAUGUACAGCCUGCUCAUUGACACCUACAUCAAAGAUGCGGCAGAGAGAGAUCGGCUAUUCAAUGCAAUCGAGACGAUGCCGUGCAUCAAGCGGAAAGCCGACUGGGCCCUGAAGUGGAUCGGUGAUCGAAAUGCCAGCUUUGGGGAGCGUGUGGUCGCCUUUGCUGCCGUCGAGGGCAUCUUCUUCUCGGGCUCAUUUGCGUCCAUCUUUUGGCUCAAGAAGCGAGGCCUCAUGCCAGGUCUCACCUUUAGCAACGAGCUUAUCAGCCGUGACGAGGGACUGCACACGGAUUUCGCCUGCCUCAUGUUCAGCCACUUGGUGCACAAGCCGUCGCCCACACGAGUGAAGCAGAUCGUAUGUGACGCGGUCGUCAUAGAGCAGGAAUUCCUGACCGAGGCCUUGCCCGUGGCCCUCAUUGGCAUGAACUGCGAGCUCAUGAAGCGCUACAUCGAGUUCGUGGCUGACCGGCUGCUGGUAGAGCUGGGAUGCGAAAAGGUGUACAACUCGGAGAAUCCAUUUGACUUUAUGGAGCACAUAUCUCUAGAAGGCAAGACCAACUUCUUUGAAAAGAAGGUUGGCGAAUACCAGAAGGCUGGUGUAAUGGCCAACAAGGAAGACCAAGUGUUCACUCUGGACGCAGACUUUUGAAUUAGUCAAUUGCACUUUUUAUUUAUACUAUGCGCAUCGAUGCAGUACUCGUGCGCUCAGCUUGUACAUAGCGAAUAUAAUGUCCCGCUUUCUUGAAAAUAAAGUGUACAAAUCAUGU